AAUCCCCUCCCCUGGCCGUGAUUGGCUGGCCCGGGCCGGGGGCGGGCUGACCUCCGCUCCGCAGCGGCCUCACCCUCAGGCCCCGCCCCCGCGAUGGGCGGCCACUUGUAUGAAGCCUCCGGAUUGGUUGUCCGGCUCCCGCGAGGGGGAGGGGAGAGAGGCCGCGCGCACUCGCGCGUGCGUGAGCUGGCGCGCGAGGAAAGGCCCGGUCGCGCCGAGGCUCGAGCGGCGGUCGCCAUUUUGUCGGGUUCUCUCUGACGCGGGAGCCGCCGCCACCGCCGCCGCCACCCGGAGGCUCUUGUCAGGAUGGUGAAGCUGUUCAUCGGAAACCUGCCCCGGGAGGCCACAGAGCAGGAGAUCCGCUCACUCUUCGAGCAGUAUGGGAAGGUGCUGGAAUGUGACAUCAUUAAGAAUUACGGCUUUGUGCACAUAGAGGACAAGACGGCGGCCGAGGAUGCCAUCCGCAACCUGCACCACUACAAGCUUCAUGGGGUGAACAUCAAUGUGGAAGCCAGCAAGAAUAAGAGCAAAGCUUCAACCAAGUUACACGUGGGCAACAUCAGCCCCACUUGUACCAACCAAGAGCUUCGGGCCAAGUUUGAGGAGUAUGGUCCAGUCAUCGAGUGUGACAUCGUGAAAGAUUAUGCUUUUGUCCACAUGGAGCGGGCCGAGGAUGCUGUGGAGGCCAUCAGGGGCCUGGACAACACAGAGUUUCAAGGCAAAAGAAUGCACGUGCAGUUGUCCACCAGCCGGCUUCGGACUGCUCCUGGGAUGGGAGACCAGAGCGGCUGCUAUCGGUGCGGGAAAGAGGGGCACUGGUCCAAAGAGUGCCCGGUGGACCGCACGGGGCGCGUGGCGGACUUUACCGAGCAGUACAACGAACAGUACGGCGCGGUGCGCACGCCCUACACCAUGGGCUAUGGGGAGUCUGUGUACUACAACGACGCCUAUGGCGCCCUCGACUACUACAAGCGCUACCGCGUGCGCUCCUACGAGGCCGUGGCGGCCGCGGCGGCCGCCUCCGCGUACAACUACGCCGAGCAGUCCAUGUCCCACCUGCCUCAAGUCCAGAGCUCGGCCGUGGCCAACCACCUCAACUCCACCUCCGUGGAUCCCUACGACAGACACCUAUUGCAGAACUCGGGGGCGGCCGCCACCUCCGCCAUGGCCUCCUCCUCGUCGUACUACGGAAGGGACAGGAGCCCGCUGCGCCGCUCCGCAGCCGCGCUCCCCGCAGUUGGAGAGGGCUACGGGUAUGGGCCAGAGAGCGAGCUGUCUCAGGCCUCAGCAGCUGCACGGAAUUCUCUGUAUGACAUGGCCCGGUAUGAGCGAGAGCAGUAUGUGGACCGAACACGGUACUCAGCCUUUUAAAAACUGGAGGUGAGAGUGGCACGGUGGGGGUAGUUAAGAUUCCACGUAGGUCCAUCCCUUGCAAGAGAACUUCUCUUCAUGCAGAAGGCUUAAGCCACUUGUUUGCUGUCACUGUACUCAAAAGUUAGGUUUCUGUAUUUUUGCAGCUUAGGCCUGUUCCGCGGGUUCAUUUGGCCUUGUUGGGGUUCUACUAUGUUGACUCCAAGCCCAGCUUGUUAGUGUGAACAUUCUUUAAUCAGUUGUUUAGGCAGACUUGGACCACAGGAAUGCAUUUGAGGAAACUAAUAGUUGCCAGGUACCUUCAGUGUAGGCUGUCAUCCAGACAAUGAGGUUUCUGUUAUACAGAAAAGACUAAGGCUCAGAGACAUACUUUCAGUACUUUGCUCUAAGUCAUUGGGUAAAUGAGAGGUACAGCCAAAGUUCAAACUCAAGCCUACCUGACUAAAACCCAUGUUCUUCCCACUGUGAAAGUCAUCCUGGUCUUAAGCUGAAAGGGCUACAGGUUCAGAAACUGGUAUCACAGGGAGAAUUUUAACUGUAAAUUUAGGCUUCCAGUUUGAAACUGUUUCUUGGGUCAUUAAGACUUUAUUGAAGUAUCCUAUCUGCAAGCCAGAUCAAGUCCUAUCAAUGUUUCAUUCUGUGAUGCUAGAGGGGGACAAAGGUUCUGAUGCUCUGUCCUGUGCCGUCCUUUUCCUUGCUCAGAUCCAGAACAUCCAUAAGACCUCUCUCUGAAACCUGUGCAUCCCAUUUCCUUCUGCAGUUUUUUUGUUUUUGAAGAGAACACUUAAGGAAUUCCCUGACAUGCAAAAAAAUCCCACAGGUGCUAACUAGAAAUUUAGUGUUUCCUUUGAAGUGUGUAUCAAAGCUAUUCGAAUGGAAAGGAUAAUUAGGAGUGUCUAGAUAGGCAAAAUCAUCAAAAUGGAAGUGGCAUCAUGACAACUUUAGAUACUCAUGGUUUUCUUUGUACUUUGAAAUCAAGCAUCCCUUAGAGACCACUAAGUUCCCAGAUUCCUACCUUACCUUCUCCCCCAGCUUGGUGUAUGUGUACAAGAAAACAGUUAUAAUUUGCUCUUUGUAAAGUGAGAGGCAAAUGUGACCAGAACUUUGAUAAAUUAUAUGUCCUACAUGACUGUGUUAGUAAUAGUAAGACUUGGGAAUUUCCUGAGACCAUGCGCAGCACUGUGUCCGUCUUAGAACCUGUGGAGUUUGCUGUUAGUUUUCACAGCUGGAUCUACCAUGAGAUGAGAACCUAUGAAGUAAGUUGCUAUUCAACUUGUCAUAUAACUUAUUUCUCUCAAUAUGUUUAAAAAGUUAAGUAUGUUGUAGUUUUUAGUGAGUAUUGUUAGGGCAUUUUAAAAUUGAAUUUUAACUUCAAGCAGUGGCUGUUCAACUAACCUCUUUUUAGUGAUGACUUUCAAAGAAACUUACCUUCCAGGUGUGAACCUCAGAUGGACUGAAUAACCCUGAGUUGGUUGUAGUCCCAGGAGCCUGAUGUUAAUGAGGCUACCAGGAUGAAAUACUCCAGAACUGUUGGGGAUCCAAAUUUGGGUCUCACCCUAGCAGAACUGACCCAAGAACAUCACAACUUUUGAAGUGGAUUGGCAAAGAUCAAGACCAAGAUUUGGCUCUUUGUCUGUAAUAAGUAGAGGAACUUGGUGUGAGUUAACUUUUAUUUUUUUUUCUCCCUCCCAGCCAUUGGUGAAUGGAGUUCCCGUCAUCAAUGGAAGAAUUAGAAAAACCUAGCAGUCAUUUCUUCUUUUGAUUUGGUCAAUUAGGGGAACUACUGGCACUAUGGAUCUACCUCUCAUACUGUGGUGUGUAGUUGUGUGUGUUGUAGAUGGACAAACGGUGAACCACUUGUUGAGAACCUACCCUUUGUGACUAUCAUUUUGGAACAUUUAUGUGGAAGAUUAAAAUGAAACAUUUAGAAUAGUGCAACUAAGCUAGGCCCACUGGUAUGUAGGUAUAGUCAAAACGACUUGGGGGGCAGCUUGAGCCAAGAGUUCACAGCCAACUUGGGCAGCACCGUGAGGCCCUGUUCCAUUUGUAAAAAGAGCAGGCUGAAUUAAAAACAGACCUUUGGCUGGAGGUGAGGCUCAAGCAGAAAAACACCUGCCUAGCAAGCACAAGGCCCUCAGUUAAAACUCCAACAAAAAAGGGUGCAGUUGACUCUAUUUGAGAUCUCAGCAUCUUCUGCUUUUCCUGAAUUCCCAAAUUAGUUUGAAAUUCUUGGACUGUAUACCUUUUGUUGAAACCUGUAACAGGUUAUCCUGCUUAAAACCGGGUAAGAAAAUGAGAAAAUGGAACUUAACACCAACACAGCAGUCUUCCAGUUAGAUUGCAUUUUAUACUAUAUAUAGUGAUAUAAGUGGUUCUUAUAGGUAGCUGGUAGAGUCCUGGGUUAAUUUUGUGGGAUAUGUUUGAUCCGGUCUGACUUGGUUUUGUUUUGUUCUUUGUUUUUCCCCCCCGCUGGAAUACAGGACGUGACCAGGGCCCUUGUACUCGGAGCCAGGCUGCUGUCCAGGCAUUGUGUAAGCCUCUUGUGUUGUGCUCUCUUUCAGGUAGGAUAAUUGCGGACUGAACCCUCGGGCUGCGGUCAUAUAUGAGAACUUGCUCCGCGCGGUCCCCUUUGCCGGGAUGUUUCCAUUGCUUCAUGUUUCAGUAAACAAAGGAGUUUGUGACCAACUAUGUUUUCUUUCUUAAUUUAAUUCUUCUAAGUUGACUUUUUUUUUCCUCCUGAUGCUAGUUAUCUGUAGCUUUUCACUGUUCCUUAUAUCCUCAGCCUCUGAACAGCCCUAGGUAAGGAUUAUGCUGACAUCCCCUUCCUCCACACAGUGGAGCCCUCUGAUCGCGCUUUCCCUAGGAGUUGAGCCCUUCUCCCCGCCUGCCUGCAUCUCCUCCUCUCCCUUUGAAAUGACCAUGUAGUGGCAAGCAGCCUUUGCUCUUCUCUGUUAGUUCUGGACUCUAACACUGAAGCUAAUCUUUGAAAUUGCUAGGACCAUUGGGGGUUUUGUUGUUGUUUUGUUUGUUUUGUUUUUUGUCUUACCUGUGAUCGUGAUACAGCAUUAGCUGAAAUUUAGCCUUGUUUUACUCCACUUCUCCCGUUUUUUUAUUUUUUGACAAAUAAACGUUUCUAACACUUAA
Molecule: messenger RNA, 4515 nt
Organism: Perognathus longimembris pacificus (Pacific pocket mouse)
Lineage: Eukaryota; Metazoa; Chordata; Mammalia; Rodentia; Heteromyidae
Product: RNA-binding protein 4B
Exons: 3
Coding region: 307-1371 (354 amino acids)
Biological process (GO): mRNA splicing, via spliceosome
Cellular component (GO): nuclear speck
Molecular function (GO): mRNA binding; zinc ion binding
Source: RefSeq, a predicted model, not a curated record